AAAAUCCACAAGCCACAACAAGCAAUCCUGCGCAACGAAUCCUACCAUCAGAUCUACAAUUCUCCAUCAAAAUCCUCCCAGUCCCUGAAAAUGAUUUUCCCGAGGUUAUUAUCAGGACUGAGACGAUUAUCUGGAAUUGCCAUGCAAAAACCAGAGGUAGUGUUCAUCCUGGGGGGACCUGGCUCUGGUAAAGGUACGACGUGUGCUAAAAUCGUGGAGAAAACUGGAUAUGUCCACCUGUCAGCUGGUGAUCUACUCAGAGAGGAGCGAGCUAAACCUAAUUCUCAAUUUGGACAGCUCAUCGAGGAGCACAUCAAGAAUGGAACUAUUGUUCCAGUGGCUAUAACUUGCUCUCUUAUCCAUCAGGCCAUGAAGACGAGCUCCAAGAACAGAUUUCUCGUUGAUGGAUUCCCUAGGAAUCAGGAUAACCUCGAUGGAUGGACUAAAAAUAUGUCCGACAAGACCAUUGUGAGAGCAGUGAUUUUUCUGGAGUGCAGCGCAGAGGUGUGCACCAAACGCUGUCUGAAUCGUGGACUCCAGGGCAGUGGCAGGAGUGAUGACAACAUGGAAUCACUUGUCAAAAGACAUGAAACCUUCAUCAAGGACACCAUGCCAAUGGUGAAACACUUCGAAGAGCUUGGUCUACUCUGGCGAUUUGACUCUGAAAGAUCUGCAAACGAUGUAUUCGAUGAUGUCUACAAGAAGCUGAAGGAAAUCGACUGGGUCGAGUGAAUUACUUUCAUUACUUCAAUUACGGCAUUAUUUUGAUCAUGUAGCGGUUUAUUUUUUAUUCUCUUUGGGGGAACUCGGUCGAUCUUGCCUCGGCAUUAGAGUCCAAAGAAUAUUUUUGAGGUGCUUAUACACAUUCCCUGGUGAGAGGAUUUGAGAAAAUAUCAGGUUCAUGUUUUGGUUUUUGAGCAGUGAAUUUUGAAAGGAUCAACGGUCUGGAUCAUGUUUGACCGAGUAAUUAUUGUAAUGCUGUGGAAAUAUAUUUCUAGCAUUGGGAA
Molecule: messenger RNA, 1007 nt
Organism: Fopius arisanus
Lineage: Eukaryota; Metazoa; Arthropoda; Insecta; Hymenoptera; Braconidae
Gene: Dak1
Product: cytidine/uridine monophosphate kinase Dak1
Exons: 3
Coding region: 91-732 (213 amino acids)
Biological process (GO): 'de novo' pyrimidine nucleobase biosynthetic process; UDP biosynthetic process; CDP biosynthetic process
Cellular component (GO): cytoplasm; nucleus
Molecular function (GO): UMP kinase activity; ATP binding
Source: RefSeq, a predicted model, not a curated record